AAGACUAAUCUCCAAAAGAGUCAUUUAUUUGGCAUUGGGGUGGAGCAUAAUUUUAUUGACCAUUGGGCUCACCUUAUCUCCUGCAAGAAUGGGAAGGACUCCAUUCUGCAUGGCAGAGGGUUUGAAGAAAAAAGCGUGGACAGCUGAAGAAGACCAGAAGCUCAUAGCUUAUAUACAAAAACAUGGCGAAGGAGGCUGGCGUUCCCUACCCGAAAAAGCUAGUCUUCAGAGAUGUGGGAAGAGCUGUAGGCUUAGAUGGGCAAAUUAUCUUAGAUCUGGUAUUAAGAGAAGGGACUUCACCCCCGAGGAAGAUCAAACCAUCAUUGAACAUCAUGCUGCACUAGGCAACAGGUGGGCAGCAAUAGCCAGGCACUUACCAAAGAGGACAGAGAAUGAGAUUAAGAACUAUUGGAACGCUCAUCUCAAGAAACGCUUAGCUACUAUGAGUAUAGGUUCGGUGACUCAUAAGCCUGUGGGCACCACACCUGGCUUAUCCAGCGGAAAUUCCAACACCAUAGGCAAUGCGGAGCCGCCCAUGGUUCAUACUAAAAGUGCAACAACGCAAGAAUCUGAACCAACACUGCAACAGCCGACAUCAAGGUCUACCUCAGCUUCAGCUCUGCUACUUAAUAAGUUAGCCUCCAGGGUCAACAUGUUGCAAAGUGUUGAUCUCAUAAGAGCUUGUCAAAUUAUGCAAUUGAUGUCAUCUAAGGGCAUUGGUGAUGGUGGUGCUACUGCCAACAAUGAAAGUGUUAUUUGCCACCCUACAUCAAAUUGUCAGGGAAAUAAUACAUCAACAGCACCAGACACAUCGAUUGGGCUAGAUAUUGCUGAUCUACUCACAACACCUUUAAAUUGCCAAGAUUUGUCAGAGAUAAUUUCUCCGGAGUCAGCAAAAUGCAACGCUAGUGAUGAUGGUGGUGUUAGUGUUGAUAAUUAUAAAAUCGAAGAUCCUGUAGCUGAUGCAUUGAGCAUUCUAGAUAAUAAUGCAUCAACACCUGCAAGCUCUUUUUCAAGUACUUCGGAUCGAGUUUCAAACAACAUGGCUUCCAAAUUCGCCUCAUUGCCUUGCGUUGAUGAUGAAAUUCACGAUUGACAGAACAACCUUCCGGGACCAA
Molecule: messenger RNA, 1118 nt
Organism: Theobroma umbraticum
Lineage: Eukaryota; Viridiplantae; Streptophyta; Magnoliopsida; Malvales; Malvaceae
Product: transcription factor MYB122-like
Source: RefSeq, a predicted model, not a curated record